GCUAGAUUUUCACUGUUUAGUUUUUUGGAGUAAUGGCGGAGCACCUAGAUGGAGAAAACACUGCGUCUAGCGACAACAGAAUGGCGAUGCAACAAGCCUUACGUUUCCGUAGCCCCGUCCCUCCCCCCAGCACAGUGAUGCGAGGUCCCCCUCCGCUCCUUCGACCGCCACCCCCUCCAUUUGGCAUAAUGAGGGGACCCCCACCUCCCCCGAGGCCUCCUUUUGGACGGUCACCUUUUGAUCCUAACAUGCCACCUCUCCCACCGCCUGGUGCUAUGCCCCCGCCAAUGGCACCCCCACACCUCCAGAGGCCACCCUUCAUGCCACCUCCCAUCAGUAACAUGCCCCCACCUCCUGGCAUGAUCUUCCCCCCGGGCAUGCCCCCAGUCCCAGCAGCAGGUGGUCCUGGCGGCCUGGCCACUGAAGAGAUCUGGGUGGAGAACACUACCCAAGAGGGCAAGGUGUACUACUACAAUGCCAGAACCCGUGAGUCAGUGUGGACCAAACCAGAGGGAGUCAAGGUCAUCCAGCAGUCGGAGCUCAGCCCAGUGAUGAACGCCCAGGGGGGACCUGCGUCAUCUACUUCGGCCAGCAGCUCCGCCUCUCCUGCAGGAAGCAGUGUAGCCACAGUGACGCCUGCUUCCACCUCCACGCAGAACACUUCCCCUACACGUGCCCUCAGUGCCAGUCCAGAACCCAGCACUAGCCCGGUCCCCGCUCCACCCCAGCCCAUGGCCUCUCCUGUUGUGAAUGAGAUGCCCCCAGUGGUGUCCACCCCUCCCGUGAGCGUGAGCGUAGGCGUGGCUCCUGUUGCUGUGGUCAGCGUGCCGACUGUGACUGCUACGGUGACGGCCGUGCAGACGGUGCCGCUGCUUCCCCAGAGCCUCCCGCCAGGCCUGCCCCACGCUGUGGCCCAGCCACCGGCCCCGAUUCCUGCCUUCCCGCCUGUGAUGGUGCCCCCGUUCAGAGUGCCUCUGCCUGGCAUGCAUAUCCCGCUACCAGGUAUGUUACCAGGCAUGGCCCCUCCUUUAGUACCCAUGAUGCACCCCCAGCUGGCCAUCAGCACAGCACCCGUUGGUCUGGCUGGUGCACUCCCACUCCCGGAGUGGUCCGAGUACAAAACUGUGGAUGGCAAGACCUAUUACUACAACUCCCGUACUCAGGAAUCCACCUGGGACAAACCUGCUGAACUAAAGGAGAAAGAUAAGGAUGUAGACAGGACUAAAGAUGGACAGUUGUCUGAUGAUUGUGAGCCUAUGGAACUUGGUGAUAUUGAACUCAAACCAGAAACCUCUCUUCUGGCCAAAGAGGCACCAAAGGUGGAAGAAAUGAGUGAAGAGGAAAAAGCAGCUCAGAAGGCUAAGCCAGUGGCCACCAACCCCAUAGCUGGGACUCCUUGGUGCGUGGUGUGGACUGGUGACGACCGUGUGUUCUUCUACAAUCCCACCACACGACUCUCCAUGUGGGAUCGGCCGGAUGAGUUAGUGGGCCGGGCAGAUGUAGAUAAAUUAAUCCAGGAACCUCCACACAAAAGGGGUCCAGAUGAUGUCAAGAAAACGGGUGCAAACCAUAACCUAACACAAUUCAUGGGUUUCAACAAAGAGGACCUUGAAGCGGCCAUGGAAGAAGCCCAAGACGAAGAGCCUACUAAAGCCAAGAAGAGGAAGAAGGAUGAGGUGAAGGAGACCGAUGCCGAGAAAGAGGCGGCCGUGGAGGCCGAGCUGAAGGCGGCUCGGGAUCGGGCGGUGGUCCCCCUGGAGGCCCGCCUGAAUCAGUUCAGGGACAUGCUGCUGGAGAGAGGGGUUUCAGCCUUUUCCACAUGGGAAAAGGAGCUGCACAAAAUUGUGUUUGACCCGCGAUACUUGCUACUCAAUCCCAAAGAGAGGAAGCAGGUGUUUGACCAAUACGUGAAGACGCGUGCCGAAGAGGAGAGGAAGGAGAAGAAAAACAAGCUCAUGCAGGCUAAAGAUGACUUUAAGAAGAUGAUGGAGGACACCAGGCUUAACAUCCGGACCACAUUCAGUGAGUUCGCCUCUAAGCAUGCAAAGGACCCUCGCUUUAAGAACAUCGAGAAGAUGAAGGACAGAGAGGCUUUGUUCACAGAGUUCAUGACCGCCUUCAGGAAGAAGGAGAAGGAAGACUCCAAAAACAAAGGAGAAAAGGUGAAGCAAGAUUUCUUUGACCUGCUGUCCGACCACCACGUGGACAUCCAGCAGCGCUGGAGCAAAGUGAAGGACAAGCUGGAGACGGACCAACGCUACAAAGCGGUAGAGAGCUCGGCUGCCAGAGAGGAGCUCUACAGGCAGUAUGCGGAGAAGCAGGCUAAAAACGUGGACACCGAGAAGGAGAAGGAGCUGGAGCGGCAGGCCCGCAUCGAGGCCAGCCUGCGGGAGAGGGAGCGUGAGGUGCAGAGGGCACGCUCUGAGCAGACCAAGGAGAUCGACCGAGAGAGGGAGCAGCACAAACGCGAGGAGGCCAUCCAGCACUUCAAAGCCCUCAUGUCCGAUAUGGUGAGGUCCACCGAUGCCUCCUGGGCAGACACAAGGCGCAACCUGCGGAAGGACCAUCGCUGGGAGUCAGCUUCGCUGCUGGAACGUCACGAGAAGGAGAAGUUGUUCGAGGAACAUGUAGAGGCGCUCACCAAAAGAAAAAAAGAACAGUUCAGGCAGCUGCUGGAUGAGACGACCAUGAUCACUCUCACCACAACAUGGAAGGAGGUGAAGAAGAUCAUUAAAGAUGACCCUCGGUGCAUCAAGUUCUCCAGUAGUGAUCGAAAAAGACAGAGGGAAUUUGAGGAUUAUAUAAAGGACAAGUACAUCACAGCCAAAGCUGAUUUUAGAACUCUCCUGAAAGAGACAAAGUUUAUCACAUACAGAUCCCGAAAGCUGAUCCAGGAGUCAGACCAGCAUUUGAGGGACAUUGAGAAGAUCCUACAGAAUGACAAACGUUACCUGGUCCUUGAGUGCGUGCCCGAAGAGCGCCGAAAGCUCACCAUGUUCUACAUUGAGGAUCUGGACCGCCGAGGACCCCCACCUCCCCCAACGGCAUCGGAGCCAACGCGGCGCUCCACCAAGUGACGCACCACCCCAUGCCCCUGCGAACUGAGCAUGAGUCUGUCCUGGACUCCGCCUUCCAGUACAGUAUUUGCCACGACUCUCGGCUACCACAGAAUACCUGUGUAUUUAUUCAAACCGCGUCAAACUGAAGGCCGAAGGGUCACGGACCAGCGCAAGAACACGUGUGAACAUCGGUCUGUGAACUGUGGCUGUGAGGCUGGGUCAAACGAGCGCGCCUGUAGAUGCAUCACCAGUGGUACCGCGGCCUCCUCUGUUUGACCCAGGUUAUGUAUUUUUAGUAGGCUGCUGUCAUGCCGACGGCGACGGUACUGUGCAGGCCAAUGCAGCAAUCAUUUUAGGAAGUCGUGUACUGAUUAUGUACAUGAAGCGGAGGUUGAAUGUUUCUUAGUGUUUGGAUUUUGACAUGUUUCUGUACACAUUGACUGGAAAUAAAUGCAACCUCAGGCC
Molecule: messenger RNA, 3524 nt
Organism: Electrophorus electricus (electric eel)
Lineage: Eukaryota; Metazoa; Chordata; Actinopteri; Gymnotiformes; Gymnotidae
Gene: tcerg1b
Product: transcription elongation regulator 1b (CA150)
Cellular component (GO): nucleus
Molecular function (GO): RNA polymerase binding; transcription coregulator activity
Source: RefSeq, a predicted model, not a curated record